CCCGGUAAUACAGGAUUUAAAAAAGUUAGGUUAACUGGUUAAGUCAGUAGAAAAUAAAUAACGGCUCUGUCUUUCAGCAACUCUACCUUGCAGCAACUUACUACAGAUAUGAGCGGAAGAGUAACUGUGAAAUUGAAGACCCCAAAUCCUCUAUUUGAACAGUGGUUAAUUGAAUGGAGAGAUAAGGCAAUUGAAACUAAUUCAAAGAUGCAAAAUUGCUAUGGGAAAGCAUUGGAAUCUUUAAGAAAAUAUCCCUUGCCAUUGCAAUCUGGAAGAGACUGUAAACUACUAAAAGGCUUUGGCGAAAAAUUGUGCAGUAUGUUGGAUAAAAAGUUAGUGGAACACAAUAAGAACCUAAACAGUAACGUAGAAGGUGGAGCAGCAACAAACCGAAAAAAUUCCAUUGGUGGCAGGGAAUAUGUACCACAGUGGCGUUCUGGUCCCUAUGCUAUAUUAAUUGCUAUGUUUGAGAAAAGUUUGGAACCUUCUUAUUGCGGUUAUAUGUUUAAAAUUGAUAUUAUCAAAGGUGGUCAGCAUCUUUCAGAUAAGUCUUUUGUUAAACCAGAUCCAGGAAGUUUCUACACGGCAUGGUCAUCAAUGAAAACACUGCUCGAUAAACAUUUAGUAAUUAAAAGAUCUAAUCCCGCCAAGUAUUCAUUAACGGAAGAAGGUGCUGCUCUCGCACAUAAAUUGUACUCAACAAAGGACAAUCAAGUUGGAGAACCACCGAAGAACAAUGUUAAUAGUGAGAAAAGCUCCACAAAAGUCAAGACUGCAAAGAAAACUAAUGCAAAAUGUGCAGAGAAAACUAAUGUGGUACAGAGUGAUGCAAAUGUUGAGUUAGAUAAGGAGAUCGAAGCUCCAUCGUGUUCGAGUACUAGUACUCAAGAAGAUUCAUUUAUUUUUGCCCCAUUCACUUUUGACAUUAUAUUGUUGGUUGAUAAACAAGAAACCACAGGGAAUUCAAGCGGACCACUAGAUAAUGCAACCCUUACAGAAUUGGCACAUUUAGACGUACUGUUUGAAUCGAGACACUUAAAAGUAGGAGACUAUACCUGGAUCGCCCGACAUAAAGAAACGAAUCAAGAAUUAGUUUUACCCUAUGUAGUUGAAAGGAAAAGAAUGGACGAUUUAAGUCACAGUAUAAAGGAUGGUCGAUUCCACGAACAAAAGUUUAGGCUAAAGCAAUGUGGUAUACAAAACGUGAUUUAUUUGAUUGAGAGUCAUGGAUCAAAUACUCAUGUUGGUUUGCCCAUUGGCAGUUUAUAUCAGGCCGCAACGAAUACUUACAUCCAAGAUGGUUUUAAUGUGAAGUUUACUGACGAUGUUAGAGGAACUGUUAAUUAUUUUGCCACCUUUACUUCAGUCUUAGGAAAUAUUUACAAGAAUAAAACACUUAUUAGCUGCCCCAAACAGAAUCUUUCUGAGGUAAACGUGGAUGAUGAUUUAAUAUCGUUGAUGACGUUCACAGAGUUCAAUCAAGGAGCUUCUAAAACUCAUGAUUUUAAAGUUCAAGAACUAUUCAUACGGCAAUUGUUACAAUUGAAAGGGAUGUCUGUUGACAAAGCGCUAGCAAUUGUGGAACAAUAUCCAACGCCUAGACAUUUAAAUAUGGCAUAUCAAGAAAAAGGCGGAAGUGUUGGCCAAAACUUAUUGGCAACGUUGCAGCACGGGAAGGUAAACAAAAAAGUUGGGGCUAUUAUAAGCAAAGUGAUAUACCAACUUUUCACAAGUGCAUCUUACUGAUUUAGAGUGGAUGGAAUGAUAAAAAAGGAUGACUAUUGUCAUUACUUUGCAUUUUUGUUUAUUUAUUUGAGUUAAAUUGUAUAUUGCUCAUAUAAGAAUGUAAGAUAAUGGAAAUUAAAUGUUUUUACAUCUUAA
Photinus pyralis (common eastern firefly) is the source of this 1881-nucleotide messenger RNA. RefSeq names its product crossover junction endonuclease MUS81 (gene mus81). Gene Ontology annotation, biological process: mitotic intra-S DNA damage checkpoint signaling; DNA catabolic process; double-strand break repair via break-induced replication. Gene Ontology annotation, cellular component: nucleus; Holliday junction resolvase complex. The record is from RefSeq and is a predicted model, not a curated record. Gene Ontology annotation, molecular function: crossover junction DNA endonuclease activity; DNA binding; 3'-flap endonuclease activity. The transcript is spliced from 5 exons. NCBI's taxonomy places the organism in Eukaryota, Metazoa, Arthropoda, Insecta, Coleoptera, Lampyridae. Bases 109 to 1746 code for a protein of 545 amino acids.